GUACAAUUGAGACAAAAGAGCCUCCUCACCCCAUCCUCAUCCCAUUAGUUCGGCCAUACCACACAAAACAGCAAGAGGAGGUCUACAACCUCUUACCUCCAUAACCUCUAACCAAGCUCAAGCAAGAAGGAUGAUCAAGGAAGAAGAAAGAGUGGAGAAAGUAAAGAAAACUUAGGGAGAAAACAAGGAAUUUUACCAAUGUAUUCUAUACUUCUCAAGGAAUCUAGGAGUGGCCGGAAAGUCGCCGGAGCCACCGGAGUUUUUGCCGGAAAAUUCAAAGGUCGCCGGAGUUCAAACAAAGAGGAUAAAAGCUCGUUAGCGUCAUUUCAAGGUUGAAGCUAGAGCUUACUUCCUGCACCCGUUGCUCGGGAGAUCGAUGGAGAGAAGACGUGGAAGGGGUGGUAGAGAUAGGACGGUUCGAGGAAAUCCGAGAGGGCAUGCACCGGGGAUACCCGGGCAAGCCAAUCGGGGGAUAUCAAGGUUGCGUAAAAGGCAAGGUAUGGGCAACCAAGGCCCACGAACACGAGCCGCGAUGGCUGAUCACAAUGUGACAGAAUUCGAGUCGUGGAACUCGGAGGAUGACUCAACUUAUCACCCUGAUAGCGAGUCAGAUGAAACUUCUUUUGAGGAAAAUAGUGGAGAAGAUAUACAUAGCAUUCCUCCUGACCAGAUUAGUGAGAUGUACCGAUGGUACCAGCGUGAAAGGGAAAGACAACGACAGAUAUCCCAGGUGGGACAUGUCAGAGACGAGACCUCUCGCAGGAGGGGUCGGGGUGCUCAUAGAGCACAGGUUAGGACAGUCAGAGAUUCUGAUGCCGAAAGACCAUUCAUUAAGAUCUCAAAGUACCUCAAAGAGGCUAGGGCCUUGGGGUGCAAACCGUUUGAUGGGACGGGGGAUAUCUCGGAAGCAGCCGAGUGGAUAAAAAGGUUAAAUGAUGCAGCCGAUGACAUGCAAGUGGUUCCUGAACGGAAGUUAAGGGUAGCCACUAGAUUGUUGGAAGGUUUAGCUUCUACUUGGUGGGAAGGCAUCAAGGGUAAGUUUGACGGGGUUGUCACGUGGGACAACUUCGAGCAAUCAUUCUAUGAACAGUUUUAUACCUCUUUCGAAGUUAAUCGAAAGAGGAGGGAAUAUACAAAUCUCAAACAGGGCAAUGAGUUUACGGUGAAGCAAUUGGAACAAAGGUUCCGACAUUUGGCAAGGUUCUUGCCUGAAUAUGCCGCCAAUGAGGAUCGAAUGGCGAACCAUUUUUGGAAUGCACUGAAUUUGGAGGUACGCGAAAGGGCGACCUAUCAAUUCAACAUGACUUUUAGUCAAGUAGUAGCCCAGGGUCUCCAGGGGGAGGAGCUUUGGGAGGAAAGGCAAGCAAGGGGUGCUAAGGAAGCACAAGAAAGGGAUCAGAUGAUCAAUCAUCCUCUGCGACGAGAGAGGAAGUAUGACUUUCAAAGCGAGGGGGACUCUAGCAAGUUAGUUCCAUUUUCAAAAGGGAGCAAGGACUGGGUAAGUCAAAGCUCAAGCACUCGGGGCACGGGAGCGCCCAAAUGUGAGAAUUGUAGGCGGAGGCACCACGGGAUAUGUCUAGAACCAUCUAGAUGCUACUUUUGUGGGGAAACGGGCCACAUAAAGGCUCUUUGUCCUCAACGUGUACGGGGAGGAGCCUUGGGGGCCCACAGGGGAGUCACGGAGGUUGCAAACCCAACAGGGAUUGCUUCAAAUGUUUUACCAUCCACCAAUCAGGGGAGAACUCGCUCGUGAAGGCGAUGAAUGACAGAAGCUAUUUGUGGGAAUGACAAUGACAUAAGGAAUUUUACCAAUGUAUUCUAUACUUCUCAAGGAAUCUAGGAGUGGCCGGAAAGUCGCCGGAGCCACCGGAGUUUUUGCCGGAAAAUUCAAAGGUCGCCGGAGUUCAAACAAAGAGGAUAAAAGCUCGUUAGCGUCAUUUCAAGGUUGAAGCUAGAGCUUACUUCCUGCACCCGUUGCUCGGGAGAUCGAUGGAGAGAAGACGUGGUUCGUGCUUCCUCUCGUUCCAUUUUUAAAUAAUUAAAUAAUGCUCAUGGAACUAUUUUGACUUAUAAAUUAAUGGAGCCUGCGAGCUCUUGUUUUACCCUUGUGUGGGUUCUUAUUAAAACACUUAUAUUCCGCUAUGUGUUUGAUUGUAUGUUGAUGUUGUUAUGUAUGUUUACUAAUCGGUUUUGGCA
Messenger RNA from Cuscuta epithymum, 2196 nucleotides. The record is from the annotation of a GenBank genome assembly. NCBI's taxonomy places the organism in Eukaryota, Viridiplantae, Streptophyta, Magnoliopsida, Solanales, Convolvulaceae.